AUGAAUGAUGAAGUCAACAUUUCAUUCCAAGAUAAAGUAAAAAUUUCUUCUGGUUUUGUGCUUUGCAGUCCACCAGGAGAGGUCAAUGAUGUUUUUAAUGAUGUUCGUACAUUGCUUAAUGAUGAUGAAGCCCUUCAAGAUGGUGUUUUACAAGCUAUUGAACAAUACAAUAUUGAACAAUACAUUACAGUUACUCCCCCUGACUCGGAUUACAAAGUUAUUAUAUCUCAGUAUGGUAAAUUGGAAGAAGAUAGAUUCCUUGAUCCUCGUUCAAAACAAUCCUUCAAGUUUGAUCAUAUGCGUUUGGUUGCAUAUGAUGUGGAAGAAUAUACAGGUCAAACAGAAUUAGAAUCUCUUCGAGCUGCUGUUGAAAAAGAAUGUUUAGCUUAUGUAGGAGAUCAUUAUCCAAAUGGUGUAUGCACUAUUUAUGCUAAUAACAAUAAAGAUAUCAUUAUCGCCGUUGUUGAUAAUAAAUACAAUCCAAAUAACUUUUGGAACGGUCGAUGGCUUGCUACUUGGAUCUAUGAUACCCAAUCAAACAACUUAAAAGGUUGUACCAAGAUCAAUGUACAUUAUUAUGAAGAUGGUAAUGUGCAACUGAAUACAGAAAAGAACGUAGAUAGUCAAAUACCUUCAAAUGAAGUAAGAUUUCUCAAUUAUAGAAUUUUUGCGUGUGUUUCCUUAAUAUAUUAA
Cokeromyces recurvatus is the source of this 693-nucleotide messenger RNA. RefSeq names its product F-actin-capping protein subunit alpha. Lineage: Eukaryota; Fungi; Mucoromycota; Mucoromycetes; Mucorales; Mucoraceae. Gene Ontology annotation, molecular function: actin filament binding. Gene Ontology annotation, biological process: barbed-end actin filament capping; actin cytoskeleton organization. Gene Ontology annotation, cellular component: actin cortical patch; F-actin capping protein complex. The record is from RefSeq and is a predicted model, not a curated record. The transcript has 4 exons. The coding region runs from base 1 to 693 and encodes 230 amino acids.